AUGCUAUCGACGAUGAUAGUGGCGGCAUCUUGCGGCCGCUUGGAACCACAGUACCUACCGCCGCGACCAGGUGGAGGUUUUGGUGCCGGUGCUGGCAGUGGAGCUGGUGGAUCGGGCAGUGGAAUAUUCGGUGGAUCGGGCGGGGCAGGCAUCUCUGGUGGAUCUUUUGGCGGGUCUGGUGGGUCUUUUGGCGGAUCAUACAGCGGUAUUGGAUCGUAUAGUGGAAACGGUGGUGCAAAUAUCCCUAUCCUUAAAUACGAGAAUCAGAACAAUGGGGACGGAUCUUACCGCUUCAGCUAUGAAACUGGUAAUGGCAUAUCUGCCCAAGAGAGUGGUGCACCCCGGGCUCAGGGCCCCGAAGGUCCUGCUGUUACAGCUGAAGGUGGAUUUUCAUACCGCGCUCCUGACGGUCAACAGAUCUCCCUAUCAUACACCGCUGACGAAAAUGGUUUUCACCCCGUCGGGUCCCACCUCCCAACUCCACCUCCAAUCCCUGAAGAAAUCCUGCGCUCCAUUGAAUUCAACAGGCGUAACCCAUCUUCUGAAGGUGCGUACAACCCAGGCGCAGGUUCUGGAGGCAACGGCGGCUCCGGCGGCUACCACUACUAA
Molecule: messenger RNA, 609 nt
Organism: Parnassius mnemosyne (clouded apollo)
Lineage: Eukaryota; Metazoa; Arthropoda; Insecta; Lepidoptera; Papilionidae
Source: the annotation of a GenBank genome assembly